CGCCAUGCGCGUGCAGGCCGCCGCGCGCGCCGCGCCGCCCGCGCUCGCGGACUCGCUCGUUCCGAUGCUGACGCGUCUGCCGCAGGACUACGUGCCCGUGGCGCUUCUGGAGAGCCUCCGGGAAGCCACGCCUGCCACUCUCGCGACUCUCACCGAAGAUGUGUGCGAAGCGUCCCUGUCGGGGCAGCUGGGCGGCUGCGACGAGGCGUGCGUGGCGGGCGCGUGGCUGUGCGCCGCGUCGCUGGGCGCGCGCUCGCGCGGGCUGCGCCGCCGGAGCCGCCGCGCGCUGCACGCGCUGCUGGGGCAAGACCUCUUCGCGGACCCGCACGGGGUGAGCUGA
Ostrinia nubilalis (European corn borer) is the source of this 340-nucleotide messenger RNA. RefSeq lists its product as uncharacterized. Lineage: Eukaryota; Metazoa; Arthropoda; Insecta; Lepidoptera; Crambidae. The transcript has 2 exons. The record is from RefSeq and is a predicted model, not a curated record. The coding region runs from base 5 to 340 and encodes 111 amino acids.